This is a messenger RNA of Schistosoma haematobium, 1185 nucleotides long. RefSeq names its product retention in endoplasmic reticulum protein 1, variant 2. NCBI's taxonomy places the organism in Eukaryota, Metazoa, Platyhelminthes, Trematoda, Strigeidida, Schistosomatidae. The transcript is spliced from 6 exons. Gene Ontology annotation, biological process: protein retention in ER lumen; retrograde vesicle-mediated transport, Golgi to endoplasmic reticulum. Gene Ontology annotation, cellular component: Golgi membrane. The record is from RefSeq and is a predicted model, not a curated record. Bases 1 to 486 code for a protein of 161 amino acids.
AUGUUACGUCUCGACCUUGUUGAUCAGGGUCACAGCGCUGAAGACAAAUCUCACCUAGUGAUGGAUUAUUAUACUCAAGAAGUUCCAAGCCCUUCGUCAAAACCAGAGUUUCUUCGUUUCUGCGAAGUGAAGAUACAACAUUUGUACGAUGUAUUGACCCCUUAUGCAGUCGGAAGAUGGUGCUUUACUGUUCUUCUCAUCUUCUUCUAUAUAUUACGUGUUAUCAUCACACAGGGUUAUCACGUGGUUACGUAUGUGAUGGGAAUAUUUCUUCUGAACAGACUAAUUGAUUUUCUUUCGCCCAAAAUUGUACCUGAAACUUCCACUGAUGAAGUACUUCCAACCAAGUCAUCGGAAGAGUUCAGGCCUUUUUUAAGGAAAUUACCUGAACUUAAGUUUUGGUAUGAUGAUUUUUUCGUUGACUAUAGUUUAACAGGAACUCAUGUACCAUAUGUUUAUUUAUAUCUAUAUUCUGUACAUUUCUGAGCUUUCUCGAUGUACCUGUGUUUUGGCCGAUCUUAGUGAUGUACUUCUUUUUGCUGUUUUACGUGACUAUGAAGCGUCAAAUAUCGCAUAUGAUCAAAUACCGUUACUUACCAUUCACCUAUGGGAAACCACGUCAUCAGUCCAAUGGAAUGAGAUUUUAAAAUGAAUUCAACUUAUAGACAUUUACAAUAUGUAAACAAAAUUUGAAAUUUUUUGUUAUAUAUCAUCAUUCUAAACGACUCAGUACUUAUUUUUAUGUACUGUUUUUUGUACUUUUGUGAUGAGUCCUACUCGUUACUGUGAGUAUAUAUAGUGCUCAUUUUCCUACUUAAGGUAUACACUUAAUUUAUGCUUAACAACUGAUGUAAAAAAGUAAUAUAAUUGACUUUAAUCAAACUUCUAUUUGCAUGUCUUUCUUUCCCUGUUACUUAUCAAUUUUCUCCUGUUUUCUGUUUUAUUUCACAAGAAUCUAAAAUCCCAAACUAGUACUUUUUGUCUUGUCUUCUACAUAAUCACUCCAUAUUUCGUCAAUUCCGAAUUAUGUGUUCAUGUUUCUUGUGAAUAUGCACAGUUUAGUUAUGUCCAUCCACUUCUCAAUGCAUCAGUAUUAGUGGAACGUUACUAAUCCCCAAAAUAAUUUGUUAAUUGUAUCAGGCCUACUCCCAUUUCUCCGUGUACACAUUAAAUGCUACACUAAAA